GUUUCAGCGUUGUCCAGGUACUGUUCAAUCGCUUGUGAGUUUCGGUCGAUGAUGCAAGUGGAUGGUCUGUUUCCGCUAAAACUUCGUUUUUUAGUUGUUUUAGAGUACACUUCCUACAUUAUAUUCUUAUGAUAGAUAGUCAGUUGGAUUGUCACGUGGAUUGAGUGACCUUUUCGAACAUCGACUUUUAAAACCGAAUACUUUUGUUGUGAAAAAAUGAUAAACUUGCAGUAUAUUUUACAAUGUGAAAAGUUUAUCGUUCCGUGUGAAUAAUAUUCAUUGAUAUUCUUGAUAACAAACAAACCCUGAUCAUCUGAAAAAUUAAUUUCAUUGUUUGGAAGGAAAUUCAAAGGCAUCCCAAUGAAGUCUAAUAAGCAUGGAACAUCCUGAGCCUUCUGAUGAAAGCCCAUCGGAGUUGAGACCAUGCGGAAUAUGUGGAAGGACUUUCCGCCCUGAUGCCUUGGUACGACAUCAGAAAGUCUGCGAGAAAAACGCGGCAAAGAAACGCAAAGUAUUCGAUUCUUCCAAACAACGAGCACUUGAAGAUGCACCACCACCAGCACCUAAAGCAGCAGCGAAACCGACAAAGCAAGUUGCUGCGAAGGCAAAGGCUGCCGAAGCUAAGACUAAUCAAAAAAAGAAUACUUGGAGGGAGAAGCAUGAAGAAUUGAUAGAUACCAUAAAGAAAGCUCGGGGGAAGCCUGAAGAUAACCCCCCACCCGGAAAAGAAAACCGUAAAAAAGUACCAUCAGAUUACGUUCAGUGCCCAUCUUGUCAAAGGCAUUUCAAUCAGCGGGCUGCUGAACGUCAUAUUCCUUGGUGCAAAGAAAAGAAAGCUCUAACUCCAAAAUCAGCAGAGACGACGGAUGAAGCCAAACAAAAACUUAUAGCUAGAGUAAAAUACCGUCCACCACAAGGAAAAUCGAGAGUCUUAAACAGAAAAACAAAAACAGCAGAAUCUAAUCAUAUUUCCAACACCAAACAAAAAACCCCUCCAGAGAGGGAAAAACAGCCACGUUCUUCACCACCUGUACUAGACAACAGGCGAUCUCGAAAUAGUAGUCUUGAUCGAGCGAACAAUAAUGUGGCAUAUUCGAAUGUGAAGCACAGGAGCGGAAGUAGAAGUAGAGAAAAAGAGCAACUGCUUUCACCGGAGCUUCCUCAACAUAUCAUUAAAUUCAAAGAGAGAUUUCCAAACCACAACAAUAAAAGGAAUGUGGAUCUGGAAGAAUCUUUCACUUCUGAACAGUUACGUGAACUACUCAGUUGUAGCAGAAUAACUGAUAGAAUUCCGAGAACUGUACCAGGAGUCAGAUUGACUGGUGGACAUCAGUACGAGAAAAAUCAUAAUGAUAAUUGGAAUUCCAGAAGCACAGAUGUCAGCAGAUCUGCAUCCAGCAGUGGUGGUUCAUCCAAUAGCUGGAAUAAGAGACCUACUCUUCCAGAAGUGUCAAGCAGCGAGCUGCCUGGGACUUGGAUGGGUAAAAUGUGCUGGAAUGGGGAUCUGGACCAAUCAAUGAACUCUAAUGGAAGCAGUAGUGGUAGCAGUAACGGUUCUCUUCCACCCUUGAGUAGGGAAAGUAACGAUGACACACCAUUGAAUUUCUAUUGCCAUCAGUGCAAUAGUAAAUUCCCCCUUAUUGGAGCUAAAUACUGUUGUGAAUGUGGUGCGAAGAGGAGAGGGCUCUGCAUAAACCAAACAGGAUAGAACUCCUUAAACUAAUGUGUUUGCGAACCAAAUGUGUCAAACUGAGAGGUUAAGUUUUGUAACAUGUGACUUAAACAGUGUGAGCUCGUUGGAUUUUACGACAAAGAAAUGGAACAAACUAUGUGAAAGAUAUUUAGUUGCUACAAAAUGUAAAGACAUACUUCAGAAAAUGUGUAUAAAGAAGUCGAAAGCAAAACUGAAACAACUAGUUCGAAACUAUGAACAGUUUUAACUAUACUAUUUAGUUCCUUGAUGAAAGAAAUAUUACAUAUAUCACUAGUAAAUGCAGCUAUUUCAUGCAAACUUUUGAAGCAUGUUCUCCUGACAAUGAUUUAAUAAAUAAGACGGUGCAUAUCAAACCCAAGUCCACACUAAAUGAUUUUGAGAUUAUCUGGGUAAAAAAUUGAUUUUAACGCUUAAAGAACAUGCCUUAUAGAUUAUUUCAGUAGCUUUAAAAAUUAUACUGCUGGGAAACUUUUAAAAUUAUAGUUUUUUUUUACACUGACAUAAAAUUAUUUGUCAAAAAAAGCAUUUUGUAAAAAAAUUAUAUGAGUCAAAAAUAUCUUUAAGAUAUUUCUGGCUCAUAUAAAUUUUCAUAAAUUUUCGCAUUUGUCACUAAUAGUGACAAAUGCGAAUGCGUAAAUAUAACUUUAUUCGAAUUCCUAAUAAAAAAAAAAACUUUUGUAAAAUUGCAUUUUCAAAUUGUUCCUCCUCCUUGGAGACAACUGACAAAAGAAUUAAGUAGAUAAACUACUAUGGGGUAGAUAUGUAAGGUACAUCCCAGAAAAAAUCUCCAAGCAUAAUUAAUUUUUUGUGUACUUUCAAAGUUUGAUAUGCACUUUUAAAGUUUUUGUCAUAAAAAUUAGAUAAUUAUGUGACCUAUAAUUAUGUUAUCUAAACUAAAAAAUAACCUGAACUGAAAGAAGUCUUAAUCUAAAUUAAAACAUGAUUGAACUGUAAUUGAAACUAAUUUGUUUAUUAUUGAAACUAAUAUCAUAUCCAUUUAUAGUUUUAAAUUGUACAUUUAUCUUGAAGUUGAAUA
Parasteatoda tepidariorum (common house spider) is the source of this 2750-nucleotide messenger RNA. RefSeq lists its product as uncharacterized. Lineage: Eukaryota; Metazoa; Arthropoda; Arachnida; Araneae; Theridiidae. The record is from RefSeq and is a predicted model, not a curated record.